This is a messenger RNA of Baudoinia panamericana UAMH 10762, 468 nucleotides long. RefSeq lists its product as uncharacterized. The annotation marks the transcript as partial. The transcript has a single exon. Lineage: Eukaryota; Fungi; Ascomycota; Dothideomycetes; Mycosphaerellales; Teratosphaeriaceae. The record is from RefSeq and is a predicted model, not a curated record.
CACAAGCUGCAGGAUGCGCCAUCAUACCAAGCAGUAUCUUACACAUGGGGUGACACUACCCUUACGAAGGAUAUAGUCUGCGACAACAAGCGACUGCAGGUUACCGAGAACUGUGAACUGGCGCUGAGAGCGCUGAGGUCUACACAAGACACUGUUUGCGUCUGGAUCGAUGCCAUCUGCAUCAACCAGAAGGAUGAUAGGGAAAGGAGUGAGCAAGUUACGAGGAUGGGCGACAUCUAUCACGCAGCGAACCAAGUCAUCAUCCAUCUACCACCCGCAGAUGAUUGUUCUACUUUCACAAUAGAUACCAUCCAUUCGUACGAGCACCUGGACCGCGGCUCGACAGCUUCAGUGCUACAGUCAUAUCAUAGCGACUUCGACCGGUCUGUCGCGCACUGGCAGAGCCUCUUCAGCCGACGAUGGUUCAGUAGAAUGUGGGUCUUGCAAGAGAUCAUCCUGGCGCGUGAA